Molecule: messenger RNA, 960 nt
Organism: Eremomyces bilateralis CBS 781.70
Lineage: Eukaryota; Fungi; Ascomycota; Dothideomycetes; Eremomycetales; Eremomycetaceae
Exons: 7
Coding region: 1-960 (319 amino acids)
Biological process (GO): nucleoside metabolic process
Cellular component (GO): cytoplasm
Molecular function (GO): purine-nucleoside phosphorylase activity
Source: RefSeq, a predicted model, not a curated record
AUGGCAACAGAACCAGAGUCACUGUUCGUUCGUGCGACGGGGACGGCUGCACUUCUGCGAACCCGAUUGCCGGAGGCGUUGCAUCACCCCAAAUUAGCAAUCGUGUGCGGCUCCGGGCUGGGUGGGCUUCAGUAUACCGUGAACCAGGAGUUGAAGGUGGAGAUACCGUAUCAAGAUGUCCCAGGAUUUCCACAGAGUACUGUUCCUGGGCAUGACGGAAAGCUUGUGUUCGGCACUGUAGGCGAAUCGAGUACGCCGAUCGUUCUACUUGUUGGACGUGCACAUUUCUACGAAGGCCACGAUAUGGGGGUGGCAACAUAUGCUACACGCGUUUGCAAGAUCCUUGGCGUUGAGAUCAUGAUAGUGACCAAUGCCGCCGGCGGACUCAAUCAGACAUACAAUGUUGGAGAUAUAAUACUGCUCAAUGAUCACCUGAACAUGGCUGGCAUUGUUGGUUUCCAUCCCCUUCGCGGGUCCAAUGCCGAAGACUUCGGUGUUCGCUUCCCUCCAAUGUCGGAUGCAUACGAUCUCGAGCUGCGGCGACGAGCACAUGCGGCUUGGAAAAUCGUCCUGGAUCGUACCCCAGGCAAUCCACGUCGAUUACAUGAGGGCGUAUAUGCCUUCUGUGCGGGGCCAAGCUUCGAAACCCGAGCAGAAUGCCGAAUGCUUCGCACACUUGGCGCAGACGUUGUCGGCAUGUCAACAGUGCCAGAGAUCACCGUUGCAAGGCACUCGGGUAUCCGGGUGCUCGCAUUCAGCCUUGUCACAAACAAGUCUGUUCUUGAGGCAGGCGUUCGCGGUGACGAUCCGCAAGUGCAAGGGAUGAGGAAGGAUGAGCUUGAGGAAUUCCUCGGUCGUGGAAAAGCCAACCACGAGGAGGUGCUAGAGACAGGACGGUUCGCUGCUGAAGAUAUGCAGGCUCUCGUGAAGCAAAUCCUGGCUGAUAUACAUAAGCCGUGA